GCGACAUCGACAAGUGCAGGUUCGGGCCGCUACUUCAGAAGCAGGACGUCGGUGCGUGCGACGCGUCCGUCAGCACGUGCUGGUACCAGUGCAAAAACUGUUGCUCCCGGUUCGGCCCCGCCGCGGGCAGCAUGUUGUUGGGUGAUCGCAUCGGCUGCGGAAUCACCUCUCUCACAGAUAACGUAUUGUGCUACAUGAGCGCGGUGGCAGGCGUGAGCCAGACAGUGACUGUGUCGCAGCUUUCGUUGCACGACACAGUGGUCGCCCGUUUCUACGACGAGGCCCGUCGCAUCAUGGCCGCCGACGCCGUGAGGAGGCAAUCGUGCAUAUGUUUCGGCCAACUGCCUGAUGGCCAAACGUGCGAUGUGGAAGCGGACGAAUCCCAAUUCUUUAGCUGGCCCGAGGAUGACGGUUCCGGCAC
Molecule: messenger RNA, 421 nt
Organism: Prorocentrum cordatum
Lineage: Eukaryota; Dinophyceae; Prorocentrales; Prorocentraceae
Source: the annotation of a GenBank genome assembly